GUCUGGCAUCGUUUAUCUCAUUCCUUUGGCUAUCCCCGAGCUUCUUUUUCAGAAUAAUUUUUCUUCUCGCACUCGUUUAACUUAUUGCGUAUUUGUGAAAGAUAAAAAAUAUUAAAAUUAAUAAUUAUAUUUUUUGAAUCAUGGCAUCGAUUGGCAAAAAAAAUGAACACAUCGAAAUCGCAUCCGACUUAGCCGUACCCGUAAAUAAUGGUGAACGUUUUCCGCCAAUUCCACUUCCUCCGCCGGAGAAUUUGACCAAUACCAUGGCUACAUCUGCAGCAGCUGGGGGGGAGCAAGGAGGCCGAGCCCCCCUUUUGGAAAACGGAGUCUCCGAAACCGAUCACACCUUUGCUGACAAAAGCCUAGUCUUUAAUGAUCAAACUAUUCGAAAGGGCUUCAUCCGAAAGGUUUUCGGCAUUGUCCUGGUACAACUACUGUUCACCUGUGGCAUCAUGGCCUUCUUUGUUUUCCAUCGACCCACAAAGAAGUUCGUCCAGAAUCAUCCCGAGAUAAUGCUGGUGGCCGCAAUUAUUAACAUUAUUGUCCUGAUCAUGAUCAGCUGCUUCGAAAUGUUCCGCCGCCGGCAUCCUGUCAAUUUGAUUUGCCUAUCCAUUUACACCUUCACCAUGGCCGUGCUUUUGGGAGUCGCGUCCAGCUUCAUGGACGCCAACGUUGUACUCGCCGGGGUGGGAAUAACAGCACUACUGGUGACCGUACUUGCCCUGUACGCGAUUCAAACUAAAUACGAUUACACCGCAGCUGGGGGAGUCAUUAUAACUAUAGUAGUCGGUUUCAUUGUCAUUGCGUCGAUGGAGAUUUGGAUACCAAGUCUGGUUACGAACCUUCCAAUCGCCUGCUUGAUGGCCAUAUUCUCCUGCUUCUUCCUAAUCUACGAUCUGCAGUUGAUUAUCGGCGGCAAUCACAUGUACUCGUUCGAUCCGGAGGAAUACGUGUUUGCCGCCCUCACACUGUACGUUGACAUCGUCCGUAUUCUCAUCUACGUACUAAGGAUUCUCCAAAGAUUAAACUAGAGCUUUUGGUUCCAGUUUUUAUACAUAAAUGUAUUCCUUUAACAUGCAUUUUUAUUUCAACCUUAAGGUGCCAAGUGUCACGAAAAAGAGUGAUUACAUUAAAUGUAAAAGCGUCAUAACUUGAUAGCCGAUGAUCAAAGCCGAAAAUCAAAAACAGAAUUUUAUACUAUUUGUAAUUCAGAAUUUUAUUAUAUUAACUUAGGUUUUUGGCUCAUCUCGGUCUAAAAUAUUACAUUACUUUUAUGUUUAUAUGUUUAUAUGCUGUAUAUGCGUGUGUUGUGUGAGUAACUAUUAAAUAAAAUCACAAAAUGUA
Molecule: messenger RNA, 1344 nt
Organism: Drosophila ananassae
Lineage: Eukaryota; Metazoa; Arthropoda; Insecta; Diptera; Drosophilidae
Product: protein lifeguard 1
Exons: 3
Coding region: 141-1031 (296 amino acids)
Cellular component (GO): membrane
Source: RefSeq, a predicted model, not a curated record